AUGGCUACAGUGUCGAGACUGCUGAUUGUUGUGUUAAUUUUCUUGUGUGCUCUCAAGUACUCCGAGUCAAGAUCUUUUGUUAUAGAUUACGAGAACAACUGCUUUCUCAAAGAUGGCAAACCUUUUCGUUACAUCGCUGGAUGCUUUCACUAUUUCAGGGUUCCUCGCGUGUACUGGAAAGACAGGCUCAUGAAAAUGAAAGCAGGCGGUUUAAACUCAGUCCAAACUUACGUCGCUUGGAAUAUUCACGAACCAGUUCAUGGCCAGUACAACUUCGAAGGCGAUGCAGAUCUUCAGGGUUUUAUUGAACUCGCUAACAGCGUUGGACUUCUAGUGAUUCUCAGACCCGGACCUUAUAUUUGCGCUGAGUGGGAAAAUGGCGGGUAUCCUUCAUGGUUAUUGAUGAAGAACUCGUCGAUUUCCUUAAGAACCUUGGAGAACAAGCAAUAUCUAUCGUAUGCAGAGUCCUGGCUGAGCGUGCUAUUGCCCAUGGUGAGGCCAUUGCUGUACUCCAAUGGGGGACCAAUCAUAGCGGUCCAAGUUGAAAAUGAGUAUGGGUAUUUCGGGGGAUGUGAACUGAACUAUCUGAAGUUUCUUGAAGAGUUGUUUCGUAAAUACCUUGGUAGUAAUGUUAUUCUUCUUUCAAACAAUGGCGCCAGAGAGUCUUCAUUAAAGUGUGGUACUAUCCCUUCUCUGUAUCCCGCUCUGGACUUUGGCGUUGGAACUAAUUUAGAUAAGGCGUUUGCAGCAAAGCGGAAGUUUGCCCCCAGGGGACCCUUGGUAGUCACUGAGUAUUACCCAGGGUUUUUGGAUCGAUGGAGUGUACCUCACCAAACCAGAUCUACACAGAGUGUUGAUCAGACCUUUGACAAAAUGCUGGCAAUGAAUGUGUCUGUAGCCUUUUACAUGUACAUGGGAGGUACUAACUUUGGUUACAUGAACGGUGCACGAUACCUGCGGAAACAAACUUUAUUGCCGAGCAUUACGAGUUAUGAUUAUGAUGCACCUCUGACAGAAGCUGGUGAUACAACUACAAAAUUUCAUGUCCUGCGAGAGACAAUCGCCAAGUACGAGAAAAUACCCGAUAUUCCCAUCCCACCGAACACUACAAAGUUUGCAUAUGGUAAAGUUCAAAUGACCCAGCUGUCAACCUUUCUUGAUGCAGUGCCAAAUCUUUCUGCUCCCAAUGGCCCUGUAAAUUCAACCUUUCCUUUAACCAUGGAACAAAUUGGACAAAGCUAUGGAUUCAUUCUUUACCAGACACAAAUUCCGGCAGAGUUUGCUCAGUCAACUGUUGUCUUAAAUAUCACUAGCUUAGCACGUGACCGAGCCAUUGUGUAUGUGGGAAAAAUUCGCCAAGUUACAAUGUUCCGUGACCCUAAAGAUCAGACUGCAUCUCUUGUCAUUGGGAAGGAGUUGCAGCUUGAUAUUUUGGUGGAAAAUGUAGGAAGAGUCAGUGAUGGUUACCAAGAACCUAAGGGGAUCAUUGGCAACAUUACAAUAAAUGGCGCUGUUCUUGUCAAUUGGAAGAUAUAUCCUAUAAACUUAGACAAUCUCGUUUCAGCUACAGAUGGCUAUCUUAACACUGAUCAACACCAAAAGGGGUUAUUUGCACCUACCUUUUUUCAUGGGGAAUUUUAUGUUAAUUCCUCAUACGACACAUUUCUUCACCUGCCUAGAUGGACUAAAGGGCAAGCGUUUGUAAAUGGUUUUAAUUUGGGUCGCUACUGGCCUGUGAUUGGUCCACAAAUCACACUGUUUGUACCAGCAAAUGCGAUAUCCCUCAAGAAGAAAACUGCCAGUGUUGUGUUAUUGGAGUUGGAUGGUGCUCCUUGUGAAUCUCCUGAAACUUGUUUUGUUGAGUUUGUGACAACUCCUAUUCUAAAUGGGACUGUACAUCCUAUAGUAGAUGGUGAAUUCAAUGUGAACACUGUAAAAAUUGAGAAAUUUCAUUGACCCAUAUAUGGAAAUUGAAGUGUUACAGUCAAACCAGGAAAACCGUGAACACCAGAAGUAUUUCUGGAAUGUCAUUGUGCUGCAAGAAAAAAGCCAAUCAGGCGUGAAAAAAACUGAACCGCAAGCUAGAACAUUAAUUUAGUUUGAGGUUUUGUGGCUAGUUCACAUGUCCUGAUCUUUGCUGUGAUUAGUAAUAACACAAUAAACAUUCUUGAGAUAUUUCAAGUGUUCACGAUUUUCCUGGUUGCACUGUAAUACUGUUUGAUUGCACUGAAUAGGUCAUCCAUGGAUCAAAACAUAGAAUCAGCUGACUUAAUUUGUGAAUCUUUGUUAAUUGUGCAAAUAACUUGUUUUCACAUGAAGUGAUUUGUACUUGACCUAAGUUAAUUCACUGAAAAGUUACUGAACACGGAACUGGUAGCAAACUAGAGAGUUAGUAAUGCAAAUAAAGUUGCAAGAAACAUUUCAAAGGAUAUAAAAAAUUCAGUGAAUCGUGACUCGCUACCCUAACUGUUUCUUGUAAUGUUUAGUACCCUAAGACACUAGCGAAAAAUGUUUGAUGAAAUUUAAAUAGGCCAUUUACGAGUUGCCUCAAGCCUCUGUUUCAAAGCGAGGCUAAGAGAAAAGCCAUUGAUAUGAAAAUGAGUUUAUGCAAAUAAAACUCUUUUUCACAAGAAGGGUUUUGUACAUAGCCAAGUUUGAAAGUGAGAGUUUUUGGAACUCCGAACAGGCCAAUCACGCUUGGAAGAUUGUGAGACAAGAUGUGUGAAAUAGUUAAAUCGUGACAUUUGAACGUGUAUUUCGUUACCUUUCAUGUAAUUCGUUACCUGGUCAGCGGUCAUUUAUGUAAUGCUUACGUCACAAGAACAGAACCUUUUUCUGCCUCGCUCUCGUUACUUUUAUGACCGCCAUGUUGUGUUAAUGUUGUCUGAAAUAUACAUGUAACUACAUUGAGUUCUCUGUCGUAUUUACUGCUUCCCCACAUUUUUGGUGCCGAGACCAGGAUGGAAGAGUUACCGAAACUGCUAGCGUCAAGAAGAGCUCACAAAGCACAUUUAACCAAACUAAGACAGAAAAUCGAUGACACUGCAGAAGGAACAAUAGCCGACAACGGAAUUGUACUACUCAAGUCUCUCGUGGAGCAGUUAAAGCAAAAGAGACAAACCCUCAAGGAACUUAACGAUAAGAUAGCAGUUUUACUGGAAACUCCUGAGGAACUCGAAGCAGAAAUACUCGAUGCAGAGGAACUAGACAGCCUUAUCGUGGAGAAGGUUUGCCUCACCGACAAUUUAAUUGAGCUCGCCAAAAGAAACCUCGACCAGUACGUGUUGUCCCACAGUCCCGGAAUAUCAGUACUCCGUCAAGUUCACCGCAAAAGGGACAAACAAAUCAGCAACCCAUUCCAUCUACGUCGCAAACGGAACAAGAAAAUCAACAAUCCAAUUCCCCACCUUCGACUGGAACGUCAGGUAGCGAUUUUCAAAGUAACACAGCCGCUUCAGCAGAGAAUCCCCAAUUACACCACCGAUUACUCCGAUUACACCACCGCCGGUGAGUACAUUCCAAACUAAUCGUUUACCUAAACUUGUACUGCCAUCGUUUAAUGGGAACCCGCUUGAAUGGCAAUCGUUUUGGGACGCCUUUCAGUCUGCAGUACACGAUAACUCUUCGAUCAGUGAUGUCCAAAGGUUCAAUUAUUUGAGAGCACAGUUACGCGACGGAGCUGAAAGAGUCAUUGCCGGGUUGCCAUUAACCAGUGCCAAUUACGCUAAGAGCAUCCAGUUAUUGAAAGAUAGAUUCGCUCAACCCCACAAGAUUAUCAAUGCACACAUGGAGGCACUGCUCAACCUUCCAUCACCCACUGAUCAUUUAAGUAGUUUGAGGCUUUUCUAUGACUCAGUUGAAACACACAUCAGGGGACUUGAGUCACUAGGGAAGAAAACAGAAACGUAUGGAGAUAUUCUUGUUCCCAUCAUUCAGAAGAAGUUACCUAAUGGAAUUAAGAGGAAUCUAGCAAGGCAAAAUGGAAACAAGGAGUGGCAGCUUGACAACUUACGUAAGGCAAUCUUGAACGAAAUUGAAAUCUUAGAAGCAGGUCAGAACAGUUCUAGCGAUUAUGAACUCAGUAGCAACUCAACAACUGCUGCUACUGCUGCAUUUCUCACGACUUCAAAGCCACCUACACCUGUUCUCCCUCCUCCCACUGAUCGGCGCCCUACCAAGCGAACAUGCCUUUUCUGUAAGGGCGAACACAGUUCAAAUGAUUGUAAUGUUGUAACAGACAAGGGAAGGAGAUACUCCAUUGUACGUGAUGCAAGGGUAUGCUUUAACUGUCUUAAUCGUCAUUCAGUAUCUAAAUGCAAGUCACGGAACAGAUGUAAGGUGUGCCAUCGAAAGCAUCAUACCAGUCUUUGCCAAAAUGCAGAAUCAACUCCCCUAGUGUCAUCCACUGAACCGCCAACUACAAACAAGGCUCAAUGUACACCCACCACAGACAAGACUACAGCACCUUCAGUCUCAUCCUACCACAUUGGUGAUACUAGCAGACACACCCCGUUCUACUGAAAACAGCCGUUGCUUCUGUUGGUAGUCACAACAACCACAUCAGUGCACACAUUUUAUUUGAUGAAGGGUCUCAACGCUCCUUCAUUACUUCAGAUGUAGCGACCAAACUUGAUCUGAAACCAGAAAUGCAAGAGACCAUAUCCCUGUCAACCUUUGGUGGGAACACAUCAUCCGUUAAACGCAUUGACACUGCCACCGUUUUUGUUGAAACCGCUCAAGAGGAGAACAUUCCCAUUCGCGUGAUCAUUGUACCAACAAUAGCUGCCCCCUCACUACUUACACUGGUGCCAAUGUAAGGAACUACCACACUUAAAGGGACUGUCAUUAGCACAAAACGUUGAUGAUUCACCUUUCACAGUUGAUAUUCUAAUCGGUGCAGAUCAUUAUUGGGACAUAGUGGAAAACGAAGUUGUCAAGGGUCCAGGUCCCACAGCAGCCAAAUCAAAGAUAGGAUACCUCCUUUCGGGCCCCCUCUCCAACAGUAACCAUUCAGAGAACCUAAACACGUCUAUUUUAAAUGUUGUGACUGAGCAUCAUCAAGAACAAUUUGAUUUGGAACGUUUCUGGCGGAUUGAAUCAGUUGGUGUUCAGCCAAGCUCAUCAGAAGAAACGGUUGACUUUCUGAAGUACUAUCAAAACUCGUCUAUCAUGUUGGAGGAUGGCCGGUACAGUGCAAAGCUACCCUGGCGACCAGAACAUCCCCCUCUACCAUCAAAUGCAGAAAUCACUAAGCAGAGAACCCGCUCCAUGGUCAGAAAACUAGCUGAAGAUCCUAAUAAAUUACGCAUGUACAAUGACAUCAUCCAAGAACAACAAUCUCGCGAUUUUAUCGAAAAAGAGUGGACAAUCCAGAAACAACCAACGGAGUGUGUCAUUACAUACCUCAUCACGCUGUUCUCAAGGACUCUACCACAACUCCUCUACGCAUUGUGUACGACUGCAGCUUCAAACGAGGUGAACAACCCAGCUUGAAUGAUUGCUUACAGCCAGGUCCUCCACUUCUCAAUGAUCUUACUGGUAUACUUCUACGCUUCCGUCUCCACCAGUAUGCUAUAACUGCAGACAUUGAAAAGGCAUUUUUACAUGUAAACCUAGACCAAGCUGAUCGAGAUGCCACGCGCUUCUACUGGCUAUCUAACACGGAUGACCCGGAGAGUGAAUUCAUUGUCUACCGAUUCAAGUCUGUCAUGUUUGGUGCCACAAGUUCCCCUUUCAUCUUAAAUGCCACUCUCAAUAAGCACCUCACACAGUCUACAGACCAAGUCAGCAUGGAUAUGUUAAGGAAUCUGUAUGUGGAUGAUCUCGCCUCGGGAACAAACGAUGAUGAUUCAGCAGUCAACUAUUACCAAGAUGCCAGGAACAAAAUGUCACCGGUGGGCUUCAAUCUCAGGUCAUGGAGUUCAAACAGUCCUGGUGUUCAACAUAUUGCAGCCAAAAAUCAAAUCCUCGACACUAGUCCAACUAAAAAGUACUUGGCAUGGUAUGGGACAUAACUUCAGACACGCUACGAUUCUCAUGUAAACAGGCAACCUCUACCCCCCCGUUGUCAACCAAGAGAGAGGUGUUACAAGAAACAGCAAAAGUCUUUGAUCCACUCGGCUUACUUCAACCAGUCACCGUUGCGGCUAAGAUUCUAAUACAAGAACUGUGGAAGGAAGGGAUUGAUUGGGACGAGCCCCUUCCACCUUCUCUUGAUCAAAAAUGGCGUGCUGUAGCAAAGGAGAUUGGAGAUGCAACCAAACUUGAGUUCCCACGUCGCUACUUCUCUUCUAAUGUCUCUGUCGAUAGCAGCGAUACAGAACUACAUGUUUUCGCUGAUGCAAGCCAGAAAGCCUAUGGAGCUGCUGCUUACUUAGUACGUGGAAACCAGUCAUCGUUAGCUAUGGCGAAGUCGCGUGUUGCUCCGACAAGGAAGAAACUCACCCUUCCAGAAUUGGAACUUAUGGCAACUCUAACAGCCGCACGUUUAGCUUCAUAUCUUCAAGAACAACUGCCAGUUACAAGAGUCACAUUGUGGUCUGACAGCCAAAUUGUUCUCCACUGGCUCAAAAGCACCAAGUUGUUGAAGCCAUUCGUCAACACUCGCAUCCAAGAAGUAAAGAAGCUGACAUCAACUUCAAACUGGAAGUACUGCCCUACAACUGAAAACCCCCCUCCGAUCUUCUCACAAGAGGGAUAACAGCACAUCAACUAGAGAUUUCCUUGCUGUGGAAACAUGGUCCCACAUGGUUACCAAACAGAUCCCAGUGGCCUUCAUGGCCUACGACAGAGGUUCUUCACUUAUCAGCAACUGAAACCUCUCCUGGUGGGUCUACCACAGACGGCACAGUCCCAGUUCAACAGCAAGGCCUUCAUCGCCUGAUCAAUCCAUCGGAUUUCAGCAGUUUACCAAAGCUUCUACGUGUUACAGCCUAUGUUUUCAGAUUUGUAAAACUUCUCCAGAAGAAACUUAGUCAACAAGGCCCAAUUACAGCCAUGGAAUAUGAUCAUGCCAUGACAGAAUGGGUGAAGAAUCGUCAAUCUGUUGUCUUUCAUGCUGAAGUUAACAACCUCCUCUCGAAGUCGCGACACCGUACAACUUUGGUACGUCAACUUCGCCUUUUCCUUGAUGAUGGUGGUCUUCUACGCUGUGGCGGAAGGAUACACAACGCACCCUUAAGUGGCAACACCAAGUUUCCUCUGCUACUUCCAAGCAAAGACCAUUUCACAGAUCUUGUAAUUCACUCCACCCAUGUCAAACAGCUUCAUGCAGGUGUCAACUCAACACUCACCGCCCUACGUCAAACUUAUUGGGUUCCUUCUGGCCGACAACGCGUCAAAACUUUAAUUGACAAAUGCGUAACCUGCAGAAAGGUCUCAGGAACAGCCUACAAUGCACCAGACCCACCACCCCUUCCCAAGUCAAGAAUACAACAAACACAACCCUUUGAAGUCACUGGGGUGGACUACACCGGAGCUCUGUAUGUUCGAAAUGCUGGAAUCGAAACAAAGGUCUACAUAUGUCUGUUUACUUGUGCAACAACCAGGGCUAUUCAUCUUGAAGUUGUCGAAGACUUGACCGUUGAAGCCUUCUUACUAGCCUUUCGCAGAUUUGCAAGUCGGAAAUCUCUUCCAAGGAAACUAAUAUCUGACAAUGCCUCAACAUUUGUAUCAGCGAACAAUGAACUAAAGGAAUUGUUUCAAUCUCGUGCGCUCAAGGAAACACUAGCAAGGGAAGGCAUUGAAUGGCUAUUCAUCCCCAAGAAGGCGCCUUGGUACGGCGGGUUUUGGGAACGCCUCAUCGGUCUCACCAAAUCCACCAUCAAGAAGGUACUCGGCAGAGCUGCAGUCAACCUGUGCACUCUUCAGACAAUUGUUGUUGAAGUAGAGGCAAUUCUAAACGAUCGUCCCCAACCUACGUUUCCUCAGACAUUAAGGAUGAGGAAGCAUUAACCCCUGCACAUCUACUUUAUGGCCGACGAAUUACGUCAUUACCACAUCCACCAGUAGAAAGUGACGAAGUGAGUGAUCCCACCUACCAAACAAGUACAGAUUUACUAAGAAGGGCAAAACGUGUCACCUUACUGAUCCAACACUUUUGGCAACGAUGGCGUCAUGAGUACCUUACCUCCCUCCGAGAGUUCCACAAAGGUUCAGGAAUCAACACAGAAUCCGUGAAGGCUGGUGAUGUAGUUCUAAUCCAUGAUGAUAGCCCUAGAGUAAACUGGAAACUAGCACUUGUCACAUCCAUUAACAGAGGUCGCGAUGGACUUGUGCGUUCCGCAAAUUUACGCACCGCCAAUGGAACAACAAACCGUCCCAUAACAAGAUUACACCCUCUAGAAGUUCACGCCAAGGAAGCACAGUGUUGCACAGAGGAUCAAGCAACCGCAGUAGAAACUCCAACCCCUGUGAGGAGACCACAAAGAGAUGCAGCACGACGAGCAAUAAGGAGAAUUGCAGAUUGGGCCAAGGACAUUCGCGCCCCCUCCCCCCCGGAGGAUGUGAAAUAGUUAAAUCGUGACAUUUGAACGUGUAUUUCGUUACCUUUCAUGUAAUUCGUUACCUGGUCAGCGGUCAUUUAUGUAAUGCUUACGUCACAAGAACAGAACCUUUCUCUCUCGCUCUCGUUACUUUUAUGACCGCCAUGUUGUGUUAAUGUUGUCUGAAAUAUACAUGUAACUACAUUGAGUUCUCUGUCGUAUUUACUGCUUCCCCACAAGAUGCGCAAAAAGCAUAGCCCAAUGCAAUGAACAAUAAAUAGUUUAUUGCGAAUUGUAAGUUAAGAAUAGUUCAAUAGUCCAUAAAAUGUAGUAUGAGGCUACUCAAGAUACCCUUUGUAAUCUUCAUUUACUAUGCUACUAAAGUUGUAGUAAAAAAGUAUUUUCCAG
Porites lobata is the source of this 8891-nucleotide messenger RNA. Lineage: Eukaryota; Metazoa; Cnidaria; Anthozoa; Scleractinia; Poritidae. The record is from the annotation of a GenBank genome assembly.